Messenger RNA from Oldenlandia corymbosa var. corymbosa, 2690 nucleotides. NCBI's taxonomy places the organism in Eukaryota, Viridiplantae, Streptophyta, Magnoliopsida, Gentianales, Rubiaceae. The record is from the annotation of a GenBank genome assembly.
GUGAUGGGUUUGCAUUUGUUUUCCCCCAGCCCAACCUCUCUCUCUCUCUCUAUAUUCAAUUAUGUGUACAGUAUACAAUAGUCUGGUGUGUAUAUAUUUUAAUUUAAAAAAAAAAUGAUUUUCAUAGCCUUUGGUCUUAGUAAGAUUAAAUAAUAGUCGUAGUAGUACUUCUUACAUAACUAACGUUAACCGUAGACUACCUGCGUUAUGUGGUUUUUCUAGAAAGCUCAAACGCAGCAAAGCACGGGCAGAGAGAGAGAUAAAGAAACGACCUUUUUAACAGUUGAGUCGUCGUAUCCCCAGUAUAUAUUUCUACUAGUCUUCUCUCUUCUUUUUUUCUCUACUCCCAACAAAAUUAUAAAUACUGAAGAAAGAAAGACUUGUUAAGUCAGUGAGCUUAGGAGUUGAAAACCCGGCGAGGAGAAACAGAUUUGUUCUGUGUCAUCAUCGGACUGUUUUCAUUGUUGUUUACUACGGUGGCAUCUCAGAGAAGAUGAGUGAGGGGGGAAAUGGCCCAAAUGGGAAUGAAGGGGCGGGCUUCGUGAGGGCUGACCAGAUAGAUCUGAAGAGCAUAGAUGAGCAACUCCAGAGGCAUCUCAGCCGGGCUUGGACUAUGGAGAAGCAGAAGAAGAAUAACAACAACAAUAAUAUUCAUAAUUACAGUAAGGAUGAUGAUGAUAUUAAUUACGGCGGCGGUGGUGCCGUUGUUGGUGGUGGCGGUGGCCACAGGGACAUUCCGAUCAGGUUCGAUUGGGAAAUUGACCCCGCCAAGCUCAUAAUUAAGUCCGUCAUUGCUCGCGGCACCUUCGGCACCGUUCACCGUGGUAUCUACGAUGGCCUCGACGUCGCAGUGAAACUUCUUGACUGGGGAGAAGAGGGUCAAAGAAGUGAGGCUGAAAUAGCUUCCCUCAGGUCAGCCUUCACUCAAGAAGUCUCUGUUUGGCACAAGCUCGAUCAUCCUAAUGUAACAAAGUUUAUAGGAGCCACCAUGGGCACAUCAGAGCUUAACAUACAAACAGAUAACGGCCACAUUGGAAUGCCUCGAAACAUGUGUUGCGUCGUUGUUGAAUAUCUUCCUGGGGGAACACUGAAAUCAUACCUCAUCAAGAAUCGUAGAAGGAAGUUGGCUUUCAAAGUUGUCAUCCAACUGGCAUUGGAUCUUGCACGAGGGUUGAACUAUCUCCACACCAAAAAGAUUGUCCACAGAGAUGUGAAAACAGAAAAUAUGCUUCUGGACAAGACCCGCACUGUGAAAAUAGCAGACUUUGGGGUUGCUCGAGUUGAGGCCUCAAAUCCUAAUGACAUGACUGGAGAGACUGGAACUCUUGGAUACAUGGCACCUGAGGUUCUCAAUGGCAACCCAUAUAAUAGAAAAUGCGAUGUAUAUAGUUUUGGCAUUUGCCUCUGGGAGAUAUACUGCUGUGAUAUGCCUUAUCCGGAUCUGAGCUUCUCAGAAGUUACUUCUGCUGUUGUACGUCAGGUAUAUGGUUUCUUCUUACUAGCCUUCAAGUCCACAAUUUGUUUCAACAUAGUACAUGUUGCAUAGGGAUGUCCUCCGCGAUCUGUAACAUACAAUUCUUUCCAUUUCAACAGUCAAUUGUAACGGUGAAUAGCCUGCAUAUAUUUCACUCUUCUUUGGAAAAUCCUGUGCGCUAGAUGUUCACUUUCAGUAAAGAUAUUUGCAACACUGUGUCUAUUCUCGAGUAUUGUAUCCCCAAACAUGUGCCUUUAUCUAUUGCAAUCACCAUGGACGUGAUUGAAAUUUGUUUCAUGGUUUGAAUACUCAUAUUACCAUUAUUUACGCAGAAUCUAAGGCCCGAGAUACCCCGAUGCUGCCCUAGCUCUUUUGCAAAUGUGAUGAAACGAUGUUGGGAUGCAAACCCUGACAAGCGGCCCGAGAUGGAUGAAGCAGUUGCCAUGUUGGAGGCCAUUGACACAUCAAAGGGUGGCGGAAUGAUUCCUGUUGACCAGCAGCAAGGUUGUUUAUGCUUCCGCAAAAAGCGCGGGCCUUAAGAUGUGUCACUCCAAUUAUGAGAGCUUUUGAAUACUAAAAAAUAUAGUGUCAUGAGUUUUAGGCUGUAACUAAGAUUGAGAAACAUCACAUUGAAGACGAAGUUUCAUUUCAAGUGUUGCGGACUUUUAAGAAUUCUUCCUUUGGUCCUUUGAUGAUGAAGCAAGCCGGCAACAAUCUAUGUCGAGACCGGAUGAUGCAGAGCAUGCGGUAUAUUCAUCUUUGGAUCAAUGUCACUGGUUUUGGUUAUACAGGUGGUGGUCCUCACAUUGACCAUCUAGUUUACCUUCACGAGAUUCCUAAUUUAUUAGGAAAAGUUGAGUAGAGCUCUGCUUUGUGUAGAAAUUAAAUGCCAAGUUAUUGGUUUGACAGAUGCUGUGAAUAACAAGCUAUUAUGGGCAAUAUUUUUCUGUGGCUCAGCUGUGUUGUGUUUUUGUAAGAUUCUUAAUGCCGCUAGUGUUUCUGGGAAAUUAGUUUUCCUGUAACCUCUGAAGAUGAAAGUUUCCAUUUGAGUCUCCUUUCAACUGGAAAAACUCUUCUGUAUAAUGAAUCACGUUAUGCAACAUAUUGGUCUGAGAGAUUUACUAAAUGAUCUUUCUGUACGGAAAAUUGUCUGCUAAACUAUUUUCAGCUUCAUUCCUUUUGAAAAAUGGAAAGAAUAAAAAGCGCUUCUUUUAAU